Opisthorchis viverrini is the source of this 5066-nucleotide messenger RNA. RefSeq lists its product as hypothetical. The coding region runs from base 33 to 5066 and encodes 1677 amino acids. Lineage: Eukaryota; Metazoa; Platyhelminthes; Trematoda; Opisthorchiida; Opisthorchiidae. Gene Ontology annotation, molecular function: metallocarboxypeptidase activity; zinc ion binding. Gene Ontology annotation, biological process: proteolysis. The transcript has 11 exons. The record is from RefSeq and is a predicted model, not a curated record.
CUUACAUGGAUAGUACACAUGCAUAAAAUGAAAUGGAGUGCGAAAGUGGGGGGCUUUAUUUUUCCUCAAAUUUUGACACCGGAAACCUUGGUCGAGUUGAGGAAGUAUCAAAUGAAACAGAGGGUCCUCUGUCUUCUAUGAGCAAUGUAAACAAACGACACAACCUUUCUGGAAAAAAUAACAUUACCACGAAUGGGAACCAAUGUGGAAACGUUGGAAUCUAUGAACUUAAGGUGGACUACGAUUUCAAGGUUUGGACUAUACCAGACUGUGCAGGAACGCAGUUUGAAAAUGGAAAUCGUACCUGGUUUCACUUCUUCGUCCGAGGAUAUACCCCUGGGAAGUUGAUACGUAUAACAAUAAUGAACAUGAACAAACAAGCAAAGAUUUACAGUCAGGGAUACUCUCCACUCUAUAGAGUAUGCCGCUCGACCCUAUCUCAGUCUAGAUGGCAACGCAUUCGAGACAGACCUGCAUGGGAAAUUGUUGACGGACAAUUCAAUCUCACCUUUGUUCAUCGGUUUAUCGAUCCGCGUGGAAGUUCAACCUAUUUCGCGUUUAGUUUUCCUUGGUCAUAUACAGAAACACAGCGCCAAUUAGAUCAUUUGGAGGCGAUUUUCCGCCACCAGGUGUUUUCUGCUCCAACUGAGGUGAAACCAAGCCUCACAGUAUCCGCUGACACAAAGGAGGCUGACCUGAGAAGGACUGUCUCUGGUCCGACUGAAGACGGUUUGACAAGUGCAGACCUGUUUCAACAAAUCUACUUUCAUCGUGAACUGCUGUGCUACAGCCUAGAUGGAAGACGAAUAGACUUACUUACCGUCACUGACUGGUCGGGUCGCAAAGAGCAGAGAGAAGACUACUUCGAUCCUCUUUUGUUUCCCAACCGAUCCUUUCCUCGGCCGUGGAAAUUUGAAGGAAAAAAGGUUGUCUUCAUAUCCUCUCGUGUUCAUCCCGGUGAGACACCGUCGAGCCAUGUGUUCAAUGGUCUUCUCGAACUACUGCUACGACCAACAGAUGCCAGAGCAUGUCAGCUGCGCAAGCAAUAUGUGUUCAAACUCAUUCCUCUAUUGAACCCCGACGGUGUUGUUCGUGGUCACUACCGCAGUGAUUCUCGAGGUGUAAAUUUAAACCGCGUAUACCUUGAACCGGACUUUCUUUACUAUCCUUCAGUAUAUGCUACAAAAGCCCUAAUGGUAUAUUAUCAUACACAUUAUGCAGACGAUCAGCUAUACGCAGCAUUUUUGCAUCCGUUCUGGGAAGACUUCAAACACGUGAUUCGUACUCCAUCGGAGCGCAUGAAACCGCCCUUAGCGAACAAUCGAUUCCAAGAUUCUAAAAUGGACCUUAACAGAGGCGAAACUGUCCCAGCUUUACGUAGCACAGAGGAUCAAGUUUUGACUGGCAGUGAUUUAAACGCUGCUGAUAAGAAACCGGUCCCCCAGGAAAAGGUCUCUUCACAACAGACAAGUGAAAAAGUGUUCCCAUCCUGUUCAGAUCUUCCGGUUGUGUCUUCACCAGUCGUUCUGACUACACCGUCAAUUACGGAUUCAAUAAACUCAAGCCAAAAGCUAGUCAUUACAAAUCACCAACUGCCUCCAGCCAUUUUAAAUGCAUCCAAGGAAGAGUACACUUCCGAAGGAAGUUCACAGGCUGUGCCGUCAUCCCAGGUUUCUAACUCCUUCGACAUAGAGGAUGGAACCAAUGGCGGUAAAACAGAAGAAAUAGAAAACUUAAUUCAGGAAACUUUGACUCUCUCAGAGCAACUACCGAAUGGGUCUGAGAAGACGUCUGCCAAAACAAAUGAUAGCUCUGAGGAAAACGGUACGUGGCAUGCUGACAAAAUCCGCAGCUCAGUCACGUCUGUCAGCAAUCGACUGAGCGCAAUAAGCAAAUCCUGUAAAUCAAGACGUCUACUGGCGGCAUUUCGAGGACGUCAUCAGCCGACUAUUCAUUCCCUUUUCACCAAGUGGAAUGCUGCACCUCAACAAACGCUUAUUGAAGACACAACAGAAGAGGUGGAGACCGACGCUCACUCAGUCAGCAUGAACGGAAAUCUUGAAGGGACAUGGGAAACGAGUUCAAAGCAACCGUCUUUCGAGGCAACCGAUUCAAUGGAACCGAAUUCGGUGACUGUUGGUACCCCAGGGAGACAACAUCCCAACACUUUGGGAUGUAAAGAAGUGGAAACGCCUCUUAAGGGCACGAAUCAUUUCAGAAGUGCCAAACAGAUAAAAAUGCGGCGCAAGUUUGGUCGAAGAUCAUACAGUUCCAUAUCUUCGUCAAAGAAACCUUGUUCUGAAGAUACGACCCGCAAUGGAGAUCAAGAACAUAAUCUUGACACAACGCCAAGACCUAUUCAUCAAGAUUCGAAGUGUGCACUGAUCUUUGAACCUGGAAAUGAGGGAUCGGAUGAAGAGGAAGAGAUUCAAAAGAGUCAGACACUCCGUCCUGAAGAAACUGAAGACUUUUCAAUCAAUCCGCAAUAUCUCGACAUAAUUGAUCAUGUAACAACGUUUGUGAGAGCAAGAAGCAUGACCACACAAACAGUAAAUCAGCUUGAUCCCUUAACCGUGGAUGCGGCCCUGGAACAGUUGAAUCAACUGAGAACAGCAAUACAUUUGUCUGAAACUUCGCUUCGGCAACUGAAAGGAAACAGUGGCUUAGCUUUUUAUGUUGAUCUUCAUGGACACUGCUCAAAACGUGGAUGUUUUCUGUACGGUAACUGGCUGGAAUCUGAAGAAGAAAUGACAGACAAUGUGCUGUUUGCUUUGCUCGUUGCUGUGAACUCGUCCAACUUUGAUUUCAAUGCAUGCAACUUUACUCUGAGAAACAUGUACCAGAGAGACCGACGUGGGACGUCGACCAAAGAAGGAAGCGGCCGCGUUGCUACCUGGAAACACUUGGGCUUGGUGCACUCUUACACGCUGGAGUGUAAUUACAAUACAGGUCCUCUUGUUAACCGCCUGUGGCGAUGUCUGUCCAAAGCUCCUCCCGAUGAUGGAGGUCGUCUUACCCCACCUGGCACGUUUUUCGGCCCCUAUUGGACCGAUAUUGUCGAUUCAGUUGGUAUCCAAACCCUAUGUUCACCAGCCCUGUUCACUACCGGAAUGAAUUCAAAUACAGACGCGCCAAUCAACAUUACGCAAGCGAGAUUUACGCCUGCCCACUAUGAGGAAGUUGGCCGCGCCCUCUUGUUUGCUCUGUUGGAUAUGAAUCAAACAAAUCCGUGGCCUCGAUUGGCUACACUGGGUGGCGUGAAUGCUGUUCCAGGGGUCGGAGGUGUUCCAAUACUAGCUGGCUUUUCAGAAUUCAGUAGCAUGAAGGCCCUGCGUGACUGGGUCCGAAAGUAUGUGCGUGGUCUGACCAUGUCUGGUGCUGGAGGUUUUGGGCCUCAAUAUCCUAAAGCAAGCAUUCCCAGACCAUGUCAACAAAUUUCAACGCAGGAAAGCCCUGGUCGGGGAGAGAACUCAACAAGAGUUGCUCGAAUUAACCGACAAUGUCAAAUGAAAUCAUCUGCUAUUGAACUGGCGUCCGAGCACACAGGAGAUGACCUGGCUCAAGGUGAACCAGUUCUUCCGAGUCAAACUCGUACGGGUUUCGCUCCUGCACACUCUCGUCUAAACCCCAUUCAGUUACCCCGAAACAAUCAAAUCCAGCCGAAGUUAAACUCUUGUCCAGGAGUUACUUCAUCGGAACAUGUCAAUCCACUACCUGAGCAAAAACAUCGUAUCAGCUCAAAGCUUUUGGAUACGGAAACUAGUCUUGAGAAUAGUUUCAUGGAGUCCGUUUCGUUCGAGGAUCAAGAGAAGCCCAAAAGUUCUAGGCAGAUAAACAACGCUGGCUUGCAAAAACUCCCAAAGACGGGUGGUCACAACAAGGUAAUCUUAAAAAGGACCACUAGCAUUCGGGAGAAUGCUGGGAUUCACUGUCAGAAUGGCACAAAAAUUACCCAAAGAACCAGUCGCCAAUCGGAUAACUCCAUUGUGUCCCGCCCCGGUUUGUCUAAAGAAAUUUGUAUCAAAACUUCAUUGUUGAGGACGCGGGAUACACCCCGGAGAAAAGAUGGAAGGCGGAGUACAUGGCAGAACAAAUCUCCCAAUAAAACUUCAUUUGUAGUUAGUUGUGAUGUUGGUAACAGCGCACUGGAUACCAGUGUUGGCAAGUGUCCUUUGGAGACUGAUCUUUCCAACAUGCCUACAAGUCCUGUUGACGGAGUAGAAAUCAAGAAAUCCCAGUUGAAUGCCACCAGCAUACAGCAAAGCGAAGCUGACCAGUCUGCUGUGGAAGAAUUUGUGUUGGCACCGAGGCUCCUUGUCUUAUCGGAUGAGAAACGAAAAGCCACGAAAGCAUUUCAACUUGAGAACCUUCAGUCUUCUGCUAAACACAGGAUCCGCAGUAACGAAGACGGGUUCCGUUCAUCUAAAUCUCUCAGGAUAUUGAAAAAGAUUUUCACCGCACCCAGUAUAGAAUCAUCUGGAGAUUUUGCCGAUGGGUUGACUGCGAGGAGCCUGUUCUCAUUGCCAGACCUUGUCUCAGAUGCGGCGGAACUGCGGUCCCGUAAAUCAAAACGACAUGUCCGCGUCAAAUCCGAUGCGAACUCAAUAAACAAACAUUCAAACACUGCAUUACAUCCCAAUGCACUAAUCUGGCAAAGAAGGCCUAAAACUUGUCAGCUCAUCAAAAAAGGUAUCAGACAUCUGCGUAACAAGGUCGACUCUAGCAAUAACAACUCCCCUUACCCCGGAAGAUGGAGUACCGUCCUCUGUACCGACGGUGCUCACCAUGGCGCGAGGCACUCACGAACACCGGAAUGCAUUACAUCUCUUAGCAUUACGCAAAGUUUGGAAGAACUUUAUUUGUCUGGUUUUCCAUGUACUCAUCGGUCUCUGCCACCUAUAUUUCCUGAGUCUACACACCGACUUCCCUGUUUGCGUAAACAAGGCAGCGAAACGGAUCGGUCAUUACCAAGAAACGCCUUUAAUCUUGAGGACGAAUUUCGAACUGCAUCUCUCACGUCUUCCAUGUUUUUCGCACGUCGGUCUAAAAAUGGAAAGUAUAGUUAA